Messenger RNA from Ambispora gerdemannii, 918 nucleotides. The record is from the annotation of a GenBank genome assembly. Lineage: Eukaryota; Fungi; Glomeromycota; Glomeromycetes; Archaeosporales; Ambisporaceae.
AUGACCUCUGGAGAAGAUUCUAGCACCCCCAGCUCUCUCACUUCUUCGAUUCCCGAUACACCGCAAACAAACGCAACUGGCACUCCUAACUAUCAGCUUCCUCGCAAAAAUGAUAAUACAACUCAAAUUACUCCUCCCACUCCCACCCCUACUAUCACUAGUAGUCAAACUUCUGCUAACCCCACCGAUGAAAAGAAGGAUCAAUUCAAUUCUUCCAUGUAUCAACAACAACCUGAAAAACAUCAUCUGCGACGACAAUGUGAAAAUAAACGUGAUAUUAUUAUUUCUCAAGAUCAACGUAUCGCUCAAUUACGUCAGCAAAUGGUUGACGUGCAGAAAGCUUUGAUUAGCACUCAGGCGAAUCUUCUCGUCGCGAAAGCAAACUCCAUCAAACAUACUCUUUCUGCUGCUGCAACCGUCGCCGCCGCAGUUCCCGCAGCUUCUGGUGCAGCGCCUACGAUGUUUCCUGCUUCCAGUGCUACCAUUAAGACGACUCAUCAACAUCAUCUUCAUCCGCAAAAUUAUUCGAAUGUCCAGCCUCCUAUCAAUCAGCAGCAAUAUUACAACAACCACCCUAGUCAUUUUGUUUCGUCCUUGUUCGGAAAUGAUGGUGGUAACGAAUCAGAAAUUAAACGAGGUGAUGGCAGUAACAAUAUCGCCACCGCGUUGAUUUCAAAUGCAUUGGCGAGUAAUAAACCAUUGGCAAAUAAUAAUUUUGUCGAUGGCGUUUCCAAUGGAUCCAGCAAUUCUUUAUUAGAUUCAUUGAAUGCAGCUUUUAGCAUGGCUCGUAUUAAUAACGAACAACAGCAACAAGAAGAUAUGAUGAAUCAAGGGAUUAAUCCUACCUCGACCACUAUUACCUCUACUCGCAAAUAUUCCGAGAAUCACAAGAAGCUUUAUCAAAGAUUCCCAUUCUAA